This is a messenger RNA of Archocentrus centrarchus (flier cichlid), 9261 nucleotides long. It is a transcript of the gene abca12, whose product is annotated as ATP-binding cassette, sub-family A (ABC1), member 12. Gene Ontology annotation, molecular function: ATP binding; lipid carrier activity; ABC-type transporter activity. Lineage: Eukaryota; Metazoa; Chordata; Actinopteri; Cichliformes; Cichlidae. The record is from RefSeq and is a predicted model, not a curated record. Gene Ontology annotation, biological process: transmembrane transport; lipid transport. Gene Ontology annotation, cellular component: intracellular membrane-bounded organelle; membrane.
GACACCUUGAAUCAAAUAAUUUCCAAUGAAAUGAAGACACUUCAGAGCCUUCCUGCCGCAGAACUCCACAGCAUGGCCCUACAUUUCUGCCCUCAUUAACAUCACUCAGCUCAUCUUGGAGUCUGGCCAAGGUAAAAUGAGCCUCUGGGAAGGUUUUGAGAAUGCAUCAGCAGACAAUUUGCAACAAAAUGUUCACCAGUUGGGCAAAAUCGUGAGUAAAUUUUGGCCACUGGUUGUGGAAGGCAUCGGCUCACAUGUGACUGCUCCAUCUCUGGAGGCUUUUACUGCUCUUGUUCCACUCCUGGAGAACGUGUUGACUGGCAGAGCAGACCAAAACACAUGGAACAAACUUGAACAGAUGCUGGGAACCCUGUUGUCAACCCUUGAAGGAACAGAGUUAUGGAGCAAUUUAACAUCUGUCAUCCCACAGUUUGAAAAAAUAGUAGAAACUGUAGUGAAGAACAUGCAAGCAGAGAAUGUGAUGAUACAAAGCCUUCAGAAACCCAUCCUGGACCUGAUAUUAGAAACUGUACAGUCCUCAAACAGCACUCAUGUUAAUUUGUCUGAAGUUCUGGAAAAAAUGCAGCUUGCUAUUGAAAGCACAAUCCAAGCAGCUCACCAGGCCAAUGGCACAUUGGAUUGCAGUGAAAUUCUCAAAGUAUGGGAGCCAGUAGGAGUGGCAGCAGAUUUAAGCCCUAACUUCAUGGCUAUGUGGUGCAACAUCAGUUUGCAGCCUGUUUUGGAGGCCUAUGCUUCCAUCCAGAAUGUUUACCCCCACAUGAACAUGAGUAUGAUCAUGGGGCCAACCAGUGUGAGCGACACAGCUGCAAGGAUUGUAGACGCUGUACAGUCACUCUACCAAGUCAACAUCAACCGCGUACUUGUGGUAAACCAGUUCAUCAUGAAUUUCUCCAACCAGCUCUCUAUGCUGGCAGACCACUCUUUGAGCCCUGAGGCACAGCUUUACUGGCUCAAGCAACUCCAAGUCACGCAGCUCCAAAACAGUUUGUCUUCCAUCAAAAUGCUGUCAGAUAAAUUGCUUGAUGUGGACCCCUCCUUGCGGCCUUACAUGGAAGCUCUUGUGAAAGCUCUAAACUACAUCCUGGACAACUACAAUCUUCUUCAACAGAGCGUGCCUCCCGAGGAGCUUCUCAAAGAAGCAGCAAUGAUCUUCCUGUCUUCUGCGAACAUCACCUCUCAUGAUAUCUUCUCCGUGAUGGAGGGCAAUUCAUCUGCAUCUCUUAAUGACUUGAUAACGGAAAUUAUCAGACUGGUGAUCAACAUGAAGGCAUUUGGUGAUGAGCCUAUGAUUUACCAAAUCUUGGAGCAAUAUCUGGCAUCCAAUGGCACAAGCUUGAUUGCACAGAAGGUGGCAGAGAUGUCUUCAUGGUUAAAAUCCACUGAAGCAUCAGGACUAGAUCUGUUGAGUGAGGCUCUGUCCAAAUCCUAUGACAUCCUAAAACCUAUCCUGUCUGCCCUGUCCAGGAUGAGCAUGGACAUGCAAGAAACUAUAGAACUCCUGGAAGAUCUAGCUGGAAACAUCACUAUGUUUAGACAGUUGCUAAGCUCCAGUAAUCUUCUGGGUGUCAUGGACCAACAUCCGAGUGACUCAGAAAUGACAGCCGGUUACCAGACACCUUUGGUCAGACGAAGACGCGAUGUCUCGUUAACGAUGACAAGAAACCCAAUAGAAGACUUCAUAGACCUUUACAACAUUGACUACCCAGCCAUGUUCAAAGCAAUGGCUGUCCCUCCUACAACACCAGAAAUUGUGGAGACAGCCCAUGUGUUCUUUGCCAAUCCCAAUUUGAGUGUGGUGAUGAAGGGAGCUACAAGUAACAUGCAGUGGGGCUUGAAUGCCUCUCAGGAAGAGACCAUUGAUAGUGCACUUGGGAUACUCUCCUUCCUCACUCUCCCUGAUGUGUCUGAGAAGUCAUCAAUGGAUAUCCUGAAGAAUGCAGUUGAAAUGCUUCCUGAUGCUUUACCGUACUCCUCGGUGAUUAAAAGUAUCACCACAGUGCUAGCCAAUGAAUCCCAAGCAAACCUGACGCUCAUACAGGAGAUCAUCCAAUCAGUUAGUCAGCUUUUCCGUAUCAUCCCAACUGACCCACAGUUCAAAGAAAAUCUAGACAACUUGACAUCUCAGGUUUGUACCUUGGAGGGUACAGAGUCAGUGGGCCUCCUGAUGCAGAGCCUCAACAUCAAGCCCGGUCAGCUUUGUCACACUUUCCUGCCCGCCCUGCAGAUCUUAACUGAGGGUCUGGUGAUGAACACAACCUCUCUGCUUGAUAUCGUCAAUCAGACUGUAAUUGGAGACCCCAGGAGCUACAAUGUCCACACAGACUGGACCACUGUGUUGAGUCAAACUUUGGGCUUUAACAUCAGCAGCCUGAGCUCUCUCAACGUUAACGCCACUUCUCCAGGAGUGGUGACAUUCGGUGAGAUGCUGAGGAAUGAAAAAGCCUUUGUUCAGGAUGUUCAGCAGCGCAUGGGUUUUGAUCCAACAGCUCUUCACCUCCUGAUGAACAGCACUUUACCAAACAAUAAUCUAGUGCUCCUGUCGUGGCUGAUGGACCUCCGUCACUGCAACUCCACGCCACCUGCAAACACGACCGAGACAGAUCUGAUGACACUGAAGACCUUGUGCUCUUUGUCUGCUGAACAGUGGUACACGCUGUCAGUGCUGACGACUCGUCAUGUGAACACGGAGAAAGUUGUGUACAAAAUGGUUUUGUCUGACGACAUCCAGAGUGUGGUGGGAGUCAUGCUUCGAGCGGCCGAGACUGUAACAAAGAUGAUGGACAAGAUGGAUCCUGUCAUUAACAAACUGCAAGGAUACCUGAGCAGCAUCAAAAACCUCAACCUGGCUGCCAACAACGAAUUUAGCAAUAUGGAAAGAGGACAGAGAGCCACUAUUUCCAGCCAAGCUACUUUCGUUACGCUUUCUCGAGCAUUGUGCAGCAACGGUAUCAUGGCUCUGUUUGGAAUCUCCAAAGUCCCCGCCGCAUUGGAGUCACACCCUUCCCUUUCCAACAACCCACAGAAGGAGGAGAUGAUUGAGAGGUUCAAGUUACCGCGAAAUGCCACUCCUUUCUGUAUGAACAUGUACCUGGACAUGGUUAAUACCACAGGUGGAGCUAUUGCCUGGGCCUUCCUCAAACCAAUGCUGAUGGGUCAAAUCCUGUACACACCUGACACACCCACCACCAGGGCCAUAAUAGAGAAGGCCAAUACCACCUUGCAGGAUUUUGCAAAUCUAAGGAAAUAUUCAGAAGACUGGAUAAAAUCCUCCACUUACCUCUUUGACUCUGCCCACAAACUCGAAAAGACUUUGCCAAUGCUGCAGAAUUCCCUUGGCAAUCCCUUUGUGAAGAACUUCAUUGAGAUGCAGACAGGCAUCAAUAUAGGCAGACUGGAGGAGACGCUCAACAACUUCUCGAACAUGACGAUGAUGCUGGAGAAGAACCAAGAGGUACUGAAUCAUAUCACCGCCUUGUCCACCUUGAUGGUUGACAUCACUUCCUGUAUCAAGUUUGACCGAUACCGUGGCUUUGACUCUGCUGACGAGCUCAACAGUGCAGCACAGGAACUUGCCAAAGACCGGAAUCUCUAUGCAAGUGUGAUCUUCAAGCUUCCCAAUAAUACAGAUUCUUCCAGAAACAAGCGUGAGGCCACAUCCUCCACAUCCUCUCUGCCUCCCAAAGUCAGCUACACUAUCCGCAUGCAUAUGGACAAUGUAAUGCGUACUGACAGAGUCCGGAACCCUUACUUUGUCAAGGACACACACAUCUCAGCCAGGAACACAAUGCGGUACAACCGGGGAUUCAUCUACCUACAGGAGAGCAUUGAUCGAGCUAUCAUUGAGGCACAGACUGGACAGAAAGUCACAGACACAGCCGUACAGCUGCAGCCAUUCCCCUAUCCAUGCUAUCAACGGGAUGAGUAUUUGGAGGCCAUCUCUUUUGUCUUCCCUCUCAUGCUGAUGGUAGCCUGGGUUUUGUUUAUUGCUGAUUUCGUGAAGAAACUUGUACAUGAGAGAGAAUUGAGGCUGCAUGAGUACAUGAAAAUGAUGGGAGUCAACACGCUCAGUCACUUCUUUGCCUGGUUUGUCGAGUGUGCCACCUACCUGCUGACGACCAUCAUCAUCAUGACACUGGUGCUGAAGUAUGGCAAAAUCCUGCCCAACAGUGACAGCUUCCUCAUUUUCCUGUACCUGUGUGACUACGGCUUGAGCAUCAUAGCCUUCAGUUAUCUGGUCAGCUCCUUCUUUGACAAAACCUACAUCGCUGGCCUGAGUGGCAGCCUCCUUUACAUCCUCUGCUUCUUCCCCUUCAUUGUCGUCAGUGCACUGGAGGGCAGUCUAACAUUCUUCCAGAAGAGCGCCCUGGGUUUGCUUUCUCCGACCUGUUUCAGUUAUGCCAGUCAAUAUGCGUCUCGCUACGAGGCCCAAGGAGAAGGAAUGCAAUGGAGCAACUCAUACACCUCGCCCCUUGCUGGAGACACAGGCUCGUUUGGUUGGCUGUGCUGGCUGAUGCUCAUCGAUUCCAUCAUUUACUUCAUCAUCGGGGCUUACAUCCGCACAGUAUUUCCAGGGCAAUAUGGCAUCGCUGCCCCGUGGUACUUCCCCUUCAAACCAUCAUUCUGGGCUGACCUGUGUUGUAUUCAGUCAAAGAACAAUGCAGCCAAAGGACGUCUCUUCACGAACAUCAUGCAGAAUAACCAGCCUUCCUUCAGCAAUGACAAGGGAAAAGGCAAGAGUGCUCUUUCCACCAAGGCUGGGGAAGACUUCUCAGAGCUCCCAGUUGGCGUUGCCCUCCACGGUCUCACCAAGACCUAUGGUGACCAAGUGGCCAUUGAAAACCUUAAUGUUUCCUUCUAUGAAGGCCAUGUCACCUCUCUGCUAGGUCACAAUGGAGCUGGAAAGACCACCACCAUGUCUCUUCUCACUGGCCUUUAUGCCCCAUCUUCGGGGGCCAUAGAGGUUUACGGCAAAGACAUGCAGACAAACAUCGACAGAGUUCGCAAGGAGCUUGGAGUCUGCAUGCAAUAUGAUGUCCUGUUUGAUCACAUGACCACCAAGGAGCACCUGCUGCUGUAUGGACAGAUCAAGGCCCCACACUGGUCACGCAGAGAACUACGCGAGCAAGUCCGCACGAUCCUAGAGGACACAGGGAUGUAUGCUCACAGACACAAGCGGGUGGGCACCCUAUCAGGCGGCAUGAAGCGCAAGCUGUCAAUCUCCAUCGCCUUCAUAGGGGGCUCUCGCUUGGUGGUUCUGGAUGAACCCACUACAGGAGUCGAUCCCUGCUCCAGGCGCAGCAUCUGGGACAUUGUGAUCCAGCAUAAAAAAAACCGCACCAUCAUCAUGUCCACCCACCACCUGGAUGAAGCCGAAGUGUUGAGUGACCGCAUUGCGUUCCUGGAGAAGGGAGGAUUAAAAUGCUGUGGAUCCCCCUUCUACUUGAAAGACAAACUAGGUCAAGGCUACAAGCUCACCCUCACCAAGAAGAUGCGAAACACAGAAGGUGGACGGAUUGACAGUGCUGAACUUAAAGCCUUUGUCCAAGCCCAUGUACCUCUAGCACGACUGAAAGAAGCCCAGGGCAAUGACUUGGUCUUCUCACUGCCACCCUUCAACUCAUCCAACGCCUCUUCAUACCGCUCUCUCCUUACUGCACUGGACUCCAACCUAAAUGCUCUACAACUGGGGGGCUACGGUAUCUCUGACACCACACUAGAGGAGGUAUUCCUCCAACUGACACAAGGACACAGAGAUGCUGGACCUGAGGAUGACCUCAUGUCCAUAUCAGAGACGGUUUCCGACACUAUAUCCAUCGACAGCUUCUCUUCAGACAGCAGUGAAAGUGGCGCGAGCUUCGGUGACAAGAUCAAGCUUACCAGUUCAUCCACAGUGACCGGCCUGGCUCUGGCCUGGCAGCAAAUGUCAGCCAUCCUGAUCAAGAGGUUCCACCACAGCCGCAGAGACUGGAAGGGCCUGCUCUCCCAAAUCGUGCUUCCUGUUCUGUUUGUGGUGUGUGCUAUGGGCCUGGGGUCUAUCAAAAAUGACGUGCAGCACUAUCCCGAGCUGCAGCUCAGCCCAGCGCUCUACAACAUCGGACCAAGCUAUUCUUUCUUCAGCAGCCAGGAUCCCAACUCCAGCCGUCUGGCAGACACUAUGACGUCAUUCCCUGGGAUGGAUAAUUCCUGCUUCGACAAGCCCGAUAACCUCAUCUGCACAAGAAACACAAACAAGUGGAGCUCCAGAGGAAAUAGCUCUAAAGGAUUUAGUGUCUGCAAAUGCACUCAGCAAGAACAGAUUUGCGACAAAGACAACUACCAGCCCCCCCACAGGAUAAUUCCCUCAUCUCAGAUUGUUUAUAAUCUGAGUGGCAUCAACGUGGAGACCUACCUAGUAGCGACAGCCAAUGACUUCAUAAGGAACAGGUAUGGGGGUUUUGCUUUUGGCAUGCCGCUCCCAGCAGACUUAAAAAUGGACAUCACAGCAGUGCCUGGAAACCGUACGCUGUCCAAGGUUUGGUUCAACCCUGAGGGUCACCACACAAUGCCAGCAUACUUAAACAGCCUCAACAACCUCAUCCUACGCUCCAAUCUGCCAGCAGACAAAGAUCCACGCACAUACGGCAUUUCAGUUUACAGCCAACCCUAUUUUGGCCGGGUGGAUGAUGAAGACACAAUUGUCCAAGGAUUGCUCCACAUCCUUGUGGCUAUGUGCGUGCUCACAGGUUUUUCAAUCACAACAGCCAGUUUUGCCAUCUAUGAAGUCACUGAGCACCGAACAGGGUCCAAGAGGCUUCAGCACAUCUCUGGCAUUAGCGAGCCCUUCUACUGGACUGUAAACUUCCUCUAUGACAUGAUCAUCUAUUUGCUCCCUGUUGCUGCAACCAUUGCAGUGAUCGCUGCCUUCCAGAUUCCAGCAUUUACAGAUCACCAAAAUUUGGCUGCCAUCACUGUCCUGCUAGUUUUAUUUGGGUUUUCUACAUUCCCAUGGAUGUAUCUGUUAGCGGGUGUCUUCAGGGAUGCAGAAAUGGCCUUUAUCAGCUAUGUGUGCAUCAACCUCUUCAUCAGUGUCAACACCAUCUCGAGCACCUUCAUCCUUUACCUUCUGGGUCAAAUAUCAAUGCGUAACCCUGAGGAAAUCCAGAAAAUCUUUCACAAGCUUAGCAACGCCUUCCUCAUCUUCCCCCAGUUCAACUUUGGGAACGGGCUGAUGGAGCUGACCAGAAAUGACAUACAGGUCCAAAUUUUAAGUGGGUAUGGAAUUGAUGCCUAUAAGAACCCAUUCUCCCUAGAUGGCCUGGGAUGGAUGUUCAUCUCCGCCAUCAUCCAAGGCGUGGUUUUCUUCAGCCUGCGCCUCUUGCUCAACAGGUCUCUAAUACGCAAAGUCAGGCGUCUAAUUUGCCACAGCAAGACUGUGCCCCAGGUGGCUUGUGAUGAUGAGGAUGAGGAUGAGGAUGUGGCAGCUGAGCAUCUCCGGGUCUCCGGUGGAGCAGCCAACUCAGACAUACUGCAAGUCAGCCGCCUCACUAAGGUCUAUCAGCACUUCACUAAGAAGGUCCCUGCUGUCAAGAAGCUGUCUGUGGGCGUCCCUGCGGGAGAGUGCUUUGGCUUGCUGGGAGUGAACGGAGCAGGAAAAACUACCACCUUCAAGAUGCUGACUGGAGACAUUAGCCCUACUGAUGGCACUGCACAAAUCAGGGACUGCGAUGGACGGUUGGUAGACAUCAUGGAGUGCCGGAAACAGGGAAUUAACAUCGGCUACUGUCCCCAGGUGGAUGCACUGGACGAUCUGCUCACUGGAGAGGAGCAUUUGUACUUUUAUGCUCGCAUACGCGGCAUCUCAAAGAGGGAGACAGACAGGCUUGUGAACUACCUACUGAAGAGGCUGCAGCUCAACUACCACAGGAACAUCAUUACUGACGGUUACAGUUGUGGCACCCGCAGGAAGCUCUCUACUGCGCUGGCUCUCAUUGGGCAUCCACAAAUCCUGCUCCUGGAUGAACCAAGCUCUGGCAUGGACCCUCGCACUAAGCGUCACCUAUGGAAAAUCAUCUCUGAGGAAGUGAAAGGAAAAUGUGCUGUGGUUCUCACAUCCCACAGCAUGGAGGAAUGUGAGGCACUGUGCAGCCGUCUUGCCAUCAUGGUGAAAGGUCAGUUCCGAUGCCUGGGCUCCCUGCAGCACAUUAAGAACAGGUUUGGCAGUGGGUUCACUGUGAAGAUGUACUUGGCCGAGGCCUCCUGUGACGUAGAGAAAAUCACUAGCUUCAUGCAGUGCAGAUUCCCCAGCACUUACCUCAAGGACCAGCACUCCGCUGUGGUGGAGUACCACGUCCCAUUUGCUCCUGGAGGUUUGGCUGACAUCUUUGACCAGCUGGAGUCCAACAAGAAUGCGCUGCAGAUCAGACACUUCUCUGUGAGCCAGACCACACUGGAUGAGGUCUUCAUCAAUUUUGCCAUGGGGAAAAUCGGCAUGGAUUCCAUACCAAUUGACAGUGAAGAUGAAUGUGAUAGUCUGGACUCAAUCAAGGAAGUACAAACAUAGAGCUGGCUGCUUCCUUUUCUUUGACUUUCUGUCCACUGUAAAACACAGUGUCCACUUACACUAAAUCAGACCUUAGUGAAAAAAUGUGACUUCGAUAAAAGUGUGAUUUUUUUUUUUCUUUUUUUAUGAAUAUUGAUUUAUUUUUUUAAGUCUGUUGACUGUUGAUAUGAAGGUUAAAUUUGUCUUACCAAAUCAAACUGUCACAAGACUGCAUAAGAACACAUAAACAUCUGCAUACAUGCACAGGUGUAGUGACUAAUUACUCAUUUGUUUAUUUACUACAUGAUUCUAUUGUUCAUCUUAAAUUAUUCAGAUCAGAUUCAUGAAGGUUGAACUUAUUUAUGUAGUCUUUUAAUUUCUCUCUGUGGCUGGGAUGCUUUUUACCACUAGAAUAUUAUACUAUAGAUAAUCAUCCCUAUACACCAUCAUAAGGCACUAACUCAAUAAAUAUAUAACAUGAAUAAAGUUAAGUAUUUUUAUGUGAACUACAUCUAAUUUUGCUCUCUAGAUGAAAUUUGAUAAAAGAAAAUAUUCACACUCAGAGCUUAAUAUGCACUUUCCCCCUCGCUCAUUAACACGUUCUCUAAGGGCAUAUCUAACUUUUGGAAUGAUUGUACUGAAUAUUUAAUAGACUUUUCUGCCUAUGGACCUGCUUCAUGUGGUCAUAACUGCAUCAAGCCUAUUUUUAUAAUUUAAUAAAG